Molecule: messenger RNA, 504 nt
Organism: Gossypium arboreum
Lineage: Eukaryota; Viridiplantae; Streptophyta; Magnoliopsida; Malvales; Malvaceae
Exons: 1
Coding region: 1-504 (167 amino acids)
Molecular function (GO): nucleic acid binding; RNA-DNA hybrid ribonuclease activity
Source: RefSeq, a predicted model, not a curated record
AUGGCUGAAUACGAAGCAUGUAUCAUAGGAAUUCGUACUGCCAUAGAAUGCAAGAUCAAAAUGUUAGAGGUCUGUAGAGAUUCUCCGCUAGUAAUCUAUCAACUUAAAGGUGAAUGGAAGACGAGAGACCCUAAGUAUAUCAAUUAUCGAAGGCUGGUUCUGGAGCUAAUUGAAGAGUUUGAUGACAUCACCUUCUGCUACCUUCUACUAGAUGAAAAUUUGAUGGCUGAUGUCUUGGCUACUUUGGCUUCCAUGAUCAAAGUGAACAAACAAGAGGAUGUGAAACUAAUCCAGAUAAGUAUUUAUGAGGCUGCGGCUCAUUGUUACAACAUCAAAGAAGAAGAACAAAAAUAUGAUUAUCCUUGGUACCAUGAUAUACUGCGAUAUUUGAAGAAUUGUGAAUACUCUGACCAAGCUACUGAGAAUGAUAAAAGAACGUUGAGAAAACUGGCCAGUGACUAUGUAUUAGAUGGGGGGAUCCUAUAUAAAAGGAGAAAUGAUUAG